Durusdinium trenchii is the source of this 1371-nucleotide messenger RNA. Lineage: Eukaryota; Dinophyceae; Suessiales; Symbiodiniaceae. The record is from the annotation of a GenBank genome assembly.
AUGAGAACAAGUCAUGUGUUCGGAAGCUGCUCCACCGGUAGUGCACUUUGGGUUAGACCCAACCGGAGACCCAAUUCCGGCAUUGGACCGUGGCCUUCGCCCACGCUCUGUGUGCCAAGUCGACGCCUUCGCCCGCCCCAGGGUCUUCCUGGAUAUGGCCAACCGGGGUCGCGGGCGCGGGUCUACUACGAGCUGGCAUGUCAGUCUGCUCAUUUGCUCGCCCACAAUGUGUUGUCCUUAUGCCACAAGCUCUCGGGUAGCCUAUUGGAUGAGCAGCAAAUGCAGCGGAAGGUGAAGAUGCUACAUAUCGCGCGACACCUGUCCAGCGACAUGCAUCGACAAGCCGGUUACUUCUUUCGCAUCGCCAUCGAGCUCUUGGGUCAUUGGCAGCUGACCGGCAGCUGCUCGCAACGUGAAGACGUGGCACAAGUCUUGGCGAACAGCCUUCAAAGCCAUUGGAAAAACAUGGCCAAGGCUUUGGAAGAGCUCGGCUGGCAGCAUCAAUCUUACGCGCCAGGCAUGGGAAGUACUUCCAAUGUGCUGGUGGAGAGGAUGACCUCACCUGCCCUGGUGGAUUUUUGGAUGAAGCUCGUCGAAGGUGUCAUGUCCACCACUUGCUUGGACCUGGUCCUCAACCUGGUGAUCUUGGUCUCCUACCUGGCCGAAGACGCCGUGCGCCUGAAGACGCACCUCUUCGCGCAGCUCUACCUCACCGAGCUCCGCCUCUCACCACCGGGCACGGCCGCGGAGGGCGUUGCCGUGGCGCUGCCGGUGGACAGGGCGGCACCGGCGUCACGUGGUCACGUGCCCUUCGUGUUCCGGCGCUGGCGCUGCUGCUUGCGCUAUCACGUCUUGUUGCAACUGCUGGAGGAGAUCGCGCAACAGAGAGCGCAAGAGACGAAGACACCCGUUUCGGUGUCGAUGAUCGAAAUCGGAGUGCACACGGCCUCGACGGCCAGAUUCUUGUUGGAUCGGGCACCCUUUUUGCAUUGGACGGGCAUCGACCCCUACGAAGAUCACUCGGGCGACGCGUUGUUCCACGAAGCCUCGCGGCACCUGGCGCGCUUCGGCCACCGGGCGCGGCUGCUGCGGCGACGCUCGGAGGAGGCCUGGGAGACCAGCGGCGCUCUCCAUGGAGUGGAGCUCCACUCGGUGGAUCUGUUGUUCGUGGACGGCGACCAUGACUACAACGCCACCUUCCAGGACCUCGUCGCCUGGGCGCGCUUCGUGCGCCCAGGCGGCAUCGUGGCGGGACACGACAUCUUCAAUCCGGUGAAUGAUGGUGUUACAGAGGCCGUGGAAGAUCUCCUGCGAGGAAAGAACGUCGUGGUGAACUUUGCAACAGAUCAUGUCUUCUGGUGGCAUACGUGA